AGUGGUUGCGCCCCCCUCCUCCCCAGCCCGCCUUCCCUCUCUCUCUUUAACCCGGUGGUCAGAGGGGAAGCGGUGCGCGAUGGGAGGGCAGCUCGGACGCGUGGUUCUCUGAGGAUUACGCAUGCGGAACCGCUCCGUGCCAUUGCGCGCAACAUCCCCACUGCGCGCGGAGCUCAGCGCGCGGGAGCAGCGAUGGCCGCGCUCAUCACUUCUCUGCUCGUUUUUGCAAAGUUCCUUCUGUAUUUUAAACUGACACACUGCCAGGAAGUAGAUUUCUGCGUCCCAGCUCGCGUGGGUCAUCACAUGUUCCGGUUGAGUGCAUUCAAACAGGUAUUCCACCUCCACCUCGCGCCGGACUCCAGCUUCCUCGCGCUGCGAGCCGCCGCGGACCUGCGGGAGUGCUUCUUCUCGGGUACCGUGAACGCGGAUCCGGACUCCUUCGCCGCGCUCAGCCUGUGUAAAGGUCUCCAGGGGGGGUUCUCCUACGACGGCAUGGAGUAUUUCAUCCGCCACACCGACACCGCGGACGCGGAACACAGGAACUCGGUCAACGGGACGCACGUCAUCCACCGCUGGACACGCGCUGCGCACUCGGGCACAAACCACACCAGCAGGUGCGCCGUCGCACCUGACGCAAACUUCAACGUGUCCCUUGAGAAUCGCAAGCACCUUGAUGGCUUGGCUGCAACUGUGUUAAAACACCUGGGCAGGUCGAAGAGGUUCGCCUCCAUCCCCAGGUUCGUGGAGGUGCUGGUGGUGGCGGAUGAAUCUAUGGCUGCGUUCCACGGGGGGGACCUGAAGCAUUACCUCAUGACCCUGAUGGCUGUGGCGGCCAGGCUUUACAAGCACCCCAGCAUCCUCAACUCCAUAAACAUCGUGGUGGUGGACUUUAUGGUGAUAAACGAGGCCGACAAGGGACCAAAGAUCUCUAGCAACGCGGCGCUGACGCUGCGCAACUUCUGCUUCUGGCAGAAGAAGCUGAACAAACACAACGACAAGCACCCCGAGUACUGGGACACCGCCAUACUGUUCACCAAGCAGGAUCUCUGCGGGGCCACGACCUGCGACACGCUGGGGAUGGCCGACGUCGGGACCAUGUGCGAGCCGAAGAGGAGCUGCUCCGUCAUCGAGGACGACGGCUUGCCCUCCGCCUUCACCGCGGCACACGAACUCGGCCAUGUCUUCAACAUGCCUCACGACAAUGUGAAGGCAUGUGAGGAGGUAUUUGGGAAGCUGAAAGACAACCACAUGAUGUCUCCCACGCUGAUUCAGAUUGACAGGAGCCGGCCCUGGUCCGUGUGCAGCGCCGCCAUCAUUACCGAGUUCCUGGACCGGGGUCAUGGAGAUUGUCUGCUGGACCAGCCUCAGAAGCAGCUGUCCCUCUCGGACCACCUGCCCGGCUCCAGCUACAGUCUGCACCGCCAGUGCGAGCUGGCCUUCGGCCCCGGCUCCAAGCCCUGCCCAUACAUGCAGCCCUGCACCAAGCUGUGGUGCACCGGAAAGGCCCGCGGCCAGCUGGUAUGCCAAACCCGACACUUCCCCUGGGCAGAUGGCACCAGCUGUGGCAACGGGAAGGUCUGCUACCGAGGAGCCUGCACAGACAAGAACAACACCAUGCACGUCAAGGUGGAUGGCCGGUGGGGGAAGUGGGGAGCUUACGGAAGUUGUUCCCGGAGUUGUGGUGGAGGAGUUCAGCUGGCCAAGAGGCAGUGCGACAACCCUCUUCCUCAGAACGGAGGCAAAUACUGCUACGGCCUUCGCAUCAAGUAUCGCUCCUGUAACCUCAACACUUGUCCUAAGACAGGUAAAAGCUUCCGCGAGGAGCAGUGUGAAGCUUUCAAUGGUUUGAACCUGAACACCAACAGACUGGGCUCCUCUGUGGCUUGGGUUCCUAAAUACUCAGGCAUCUCCCCCAAGGACAAAUGUAAGCUUAUCUGCCGCGCCAACGGGACCGGGUACUUCUACCUCCUUGCUCCAAAGGUUGUGGAUGGGACGCUCUGCUCUCCUGACACCUCGGCCGUAUGCGUUCAAGGAAAAUGCAUCAAGGCGGGCUGCGAUGGCAAGCUGGACUCCAGCAGGAAGUUUGACAAGUGCGGUGUCUGCGGCGGAGACAAUCAGGGUUGCAAGAAGGUCACUGGAAUGUUUACAAAACCUGUUCACGGCUACAACUUCGUAGCGACACUCCCUGUCGGGGCUUCCAACAUCGACGUCCGUCAGCGCGGCUACCGGGGGAUGGUCAGCGACGAGAACUACUUGGCGGUGAAGAACCGCCACGGCAAGUACCUGCUGAACGGAAAUUACGUGGUGUCGGCCGUAGAGCGUGACCUGCUGGUUAAGGGCAGUCUGCUGCGCUACAGCGGCACCUCCUCGUCGGUGGAGAUCCUCCAGUCCACCCGGCCGCUGCAGGAAGCUCUGACCGUGGAGGUGCUGUCCGUGGGGAAGAUGACUCCUCCCAGGAUACGCUACACCUUCUACAUCGCCAAGGAGAGCAAGGAGGACAAGACCCUGCGGAAGGAGGAUAAGAGCCACGCGGCGCACAACAGCGUCCUGGCAGACAGCAACCUGAUCGAGGCCAAGGAGCAGAUGGCGGGCAAGAGGCCGGUGAGCCACUGGGUGACGGGCAGUUGGGAUUCCUGCACGGUCACCUGCGGGACCGGUCUGCAGAAGAGGCCGGUGCACUGCCAGAGCACCGAGGGACGUCCGGCGGCAGACUGUGGCAGCGGCGACAGGCCGGAGUCGGCAAGGGCAUGCGGCGAUCCGUGUCCCGUGUGGGACGCUGGCGGCUGGUCCCAAUGCUCCAAGUCCUGCGGGAGGGGCUUCAAAAGGCGGCCGGUACGCUGCAUGACGGAGAACGGCCCGAGUCUACCCAGGGACCAUUGCUCCGGAAGGAGGAAGCCUCAGGAGCUGGACCUCUGCAAUCUGAAGCCAUGUUAGAGCGGGACAGACACAAGCCCUGGACCUAUUAGUGACAAAUGGACGAUCUGAUGGGAACGCUUGCUCCGCCACGUUGGGGUGGGAGGUUUCCUCCACUGCUGCCCCCGCCCCCCCCGCUACACCGAAGGAAAGCCAACGGAGACGAAGAGGGUCUCCCUCUGUUGUUUGAAAAAGACAUUUUGUUCAGACGGAAAAGCCGUCUUCUCGUAUACUGUCCAACAAUCUGCCUCGAGGUUUUGACUCCGUUGCUGCACCUCCCCCCGAGUCGGAUGUCUGUGAACGUACAGUCAGUCACGCAGGGGGAGGACGCCGAGACGUCGGCACACUAACGCUGUUUACUGGUACCGUCGCGUGGGAUGAACUGAGAGCUCAAAGCAAGGGGCGCGAGGUAUGACCUCACAUCUUGCGAUGGACAUUUCCUCCACUGAAGAACUACUCUCAAUGUGAAACACAGUCCUGCUGGUGUAGAAUAAUCAACUAACCCUUCUCUCAUUGGUCAGGUCUCUGUAACGUAACGUAACCAUGGUAACGUCUCCGCUGGUUUGUUGAGACUCGGGUGACGAAUCUAACGAACCCGUCUCCGUCCCUGGAAUCAAAGAUUUUACAUAUGCAGAAGACAAGUUAUGAUUUAUAAAACAUCAUGUAUAUGGCAUACAUUCUGGGAUGGAUCGAUACCGAUAUAGAUACAUAUAUAGUUUAAAGCUAAUCCAUGAGAAAGCAAAGUAUUUCUGAAUGUUACAUUCGUCUUUAAAUUUAGAAACCUGUAAGGAGACAAAUCUGGUGUCAAUUUAGCUAACGUUAGUUAAAUGAAAUAAAGUAGGAGUGACAUUUGAGUAUCAUUUCAUCGAAUGUUUAUGAAUGACAUCAGCUAAACAUGGAACACAGCUGUUACCGAGCAAUGCAAAUUUGUUUUAAAGGUCUAUAAAAUAACGUUAUUGAGUUUCUUUUUUUAUAUUACCUUUAUAAAAUACCAUUAAAAUAAUACAAAUUAGAAAGUUAUAUAUAAGCUACAUUCCUUUUAUUACUUUCAGUUUAUGACCGCAUUUGCGAUGUGUGGUAAAAGGAAGCUGUACAGAAAUAGGAAGAAUAUGUCUCAAAUCAAAUCAAUUUAAUCAAAGUAAUAAUCUACGGCUGAAUCAAUUAUAAAACAAGUCGUUGCCUUCAGCCCCAGAAUAUCAACGCUAAUCCUCCACAGUGAACAAUGUAAAGAGUAUAAAUAUUCCAGAUAUUCAGGGAAUGUUGCUUUAUUUGUUCUGUUUAAAAACCAAAGAGUUAUAAACUUUAAGAAAGCUUGACUUUAGUUGACCUGUUUAAGCUUAAACCAAAAGACUUCAAAUUAGAUGUUUUCCUUUAGCUGUUUGAAGAUGAAACUCAUCCGAGGGGAAAAAACACGGACACGCUUCCAAAGACCUGUACUUUGCAUUAAUGUUACUGCACGUAGUUAAUAAGAACAGUUUAAUAAAACACUGUCAUCAGCAUUUGACAUGUAUACCAAAUUCAGUGAAAGAAUAGAAUUCCACAUCUGAGACCCAAACCUUCCAACACUUCCAAUUUCACGCUUGGAGGCACCCGACAUUUCAGAAUAAUAUAAAACUAUUUGUGUUGGGUAUCUGGUCCUUUUUUAGAAGGAAAUUACUCUCCUCUUCAGAGGAACUAAUCAUUGUUUCUAUUUUUUUCACAUAAUGCACAGUUGAUCUCAUUUUUAUCAGUUGUGUUUUGUAUUGUAUACUAUGUAUGCAUUUAUCUAGCUCUUUAAAAUAAAGUAUAUAUAUAUACAGCAGUACUGAAUCAUGAAACGGUUUUAGAAUUAAAAUUUUGAGACAA
This is a messenger RNA of Pungitius pungitius (ninespine stickleback), 4758 nucleotides long. RefSeq names its product A disintegrin and metalloproteinase with thrombospondin motifs 15-like. Lineage: Eukaryota; Metazoa; Chordata; Actinopteri; Perciformes; Gasterosteidae. Gene Ontology annotation, molecular function: zinc ion binding; metalloendopeptidase activity. The record is from RefSeq and is a predicted model, not a curated record. Gene Ontology annotation, biological process: proteolysis; extracellular matrix organization. The coding region runs from base 193 to 2934 and encodes 913 amino acids. The transcript is spliced from 8 exons.